Molecule: messenger RNA, 948 nt
Organism: Lodderomyces beijingensis
Lineage: Eukaryota; Fungi; Ascomycota; Pichiomycetes; Serinales; Debaryomycetaceae
Source: the annotation of a GenBank genome assembly
AUGGCAGAGCAACCUUCCGUCGUUAUUCGUGAGAUCGAAAAGGACCGCGUCGAUUUCGUUUUGCACAAUGUCGACUUGGCGAUGGCAAACUCGUUAAGGAGAACCAUGUUGGCAGAAGUGCCGACGUUGGCGAUAGAUCUUGUGGAGAUUGACGUUAACACGUCUGUCUUGGCAGACGAGUUUCUUUCGCACCGGCUAGGACUCAUUGCGCUAGAUAGUCUGGGAGUUGAGGAUUUGGCCUAUUCAAGAGAUUGUGCUUGUGAUAAUUACUGCGUCAGGUGCUCGGUGACGCUCGAACUAACGGCAAAGUGCGACUCGGAACCAACUAUGACGGUUUACGCGUCGGACUUGUACAAGAUCAACGAUAGCCAAGCUUUGGGGAAACCGGUAAUCAGAGAUCCGCAGGGGAAAGGUCCCAUAAUCUGCAAAUUGAGGAGGCACCAGGAGUUGAGAUUGACGUGCAUAGCGAAGAAGGGGAUCGCCAAGGAGCAUGCCAAGUGGUCUCCGUGUGCCGCAGUGGGCUUUGAAUACGACCCUUGGAACAAGUUGAAGCACACAGACUACUGGUAUGAAGUCGAUGCCAACGAAGAAUGGCCCAAGUCGAAAAACUGCCUGGCGGAAGAACCCCCUGACCCAGAAGCCAGGUUCAACUACAAUGCGGUCCCUUCGAGAUUCUACUUUGACGUGGAGACGGUGGGCAACUUGACGCCGAAAGAUGUGGUCUUGGAAGCAAUCGACACAUUGCAAAAGAAAUUGGCAGGUAUAUCGAUCGAGCUCAACAAGGACGCAGUCGAGAGAAGUAAUGCGCAAUCGGGCGGCUUUACAACCUACAAGGCAACAGAUUAUGGUGGACAAACUCCUGGAGCUGACAUGGGCUACGGAAACAAUGCCUAUGGAGGUGCUGAUACUUACGGAGCCGAUAACUACGAAGGAACGGCUUGGAACUAG